This is a messenger RNA of Solanum lycopersicum (tomato), 944 nucleotides long. RefSeq lists its product as uncharacterized. NCBI's taxonomy places the organism in Eukaryota, Viridiplantae, Streptophyta, Magnoliopsida, Solanales, Solanaceae. The record is from RefSeq and is a predicted model, not a curated record.
UGGUUUUAGUGAGGAUGUGAAGUAAAGUAAUGAGAAUUGGGAUGGAAAAGGUGUUUUUGUUGGUAACCCUCUUUCCCUUAGAUCGCCCAUCCUGAUGCCUCCCUCAAAGAAAACCAAAGCUAAAAAAAACUCAACCGAAUCACCGGCGCCGGCAGUUUCAACUUCCAACUUUCCAGCAUGUAUUCGUGCCGUUCCUCCUUCCUCCGUCGCCAUCACCAUCCAUGCCAAGCCAGGCUCCAAACAAGCCACCGUAACUGACUUGAAUGACGAUGCUGUUGGGGUCCAAAUUGACGCACCUGCUAAAGAUGGUGAAGCUAAUGCUGCACUUAUCGAUUACAUAAGCUCCGUUGUGGGGGUCAAAAAAAGACAAGUUUCUAUAGGUUCAGGGUCGAAAUCCAGGGAUAAGGUCAUCAUCGUGGAGGAUGCUACUUUACAGAGUGUUUUUGAUGGUCUAAACAAAGUUUUGAAAGAUCAAUGACAGAAACUACUGAGCCAUGGUAUGUUCAUGUGGUAUUGGACAAGGCACUACUGGAUCAAAAGAAAAGAAUUUGCUUUGACAAGGCACAACUCAAGAUAUUCUUGUUAGCAACUCUAAAACAUGCAUCACCAGACUUGUGAUUCUGAUUGUGUGUGUUUUAGGGGCCAACUAUGCAACUACUAGAGAAGUUCAAUUGCGAAUGCCAGAUUCAGCUUCUCAUUCAUACCUAUCGUUGCAUAAAAACACAUCGUGUCAUUAUGUCUUGGUUAAAAUGUUUUAUGUUUUGACGUGAACAGGUUGAUUAGUCAAUUAGUAUGUCUUAAGCUUUAUGGUGGUGAAACAAAAGAACUGCCAUUUCAACCAAAAGAUUUGUUUCUCAGAUGAAAUUGCAUGUAGAUCUAUUCUGAAGUACCUAAACUGAAAUUGCUAGAUUAUUUAAAUCUAUGAUAUGCUACAAAUUUGCACA